UUGCUACACGAUGAUUGGACACAUCAGACGUAUGGAUGUUUUAAUUGGAAACGCAACAUGUCGCGAUUUGCUUGAUUAGAUUAGGGAAGGUCUUCGUAUAUUUCUUUCACUUUUGGGUUAUCCUUAGUGUAUUUUCAACAGUUUGCAACAGUUCUUAAGACUUGACAGAAAAAUAUACAUAACCCUCUGACAAUGAGAUGUCCCAUUUCUGAAACUAAAUACACCUUUUUUAUGAAGAAAAAGACUGCACGGAAACACGAUUAAAUACAUAUUAGUACCGAGUGGUUUAGUGGUUUACCAAUAUGGGAUUAUUAUUUGCAAAGUUGUGGAGUCUUUUUGGCAAUGAAGAACAUAAAAUAGUUAUGGUGGGUUUAGAUAAUGCUGGUAAAACAACCAUAUUGUACCAGUUCCUAAUGAAUGAAGUUGUUCAUACAUCACCAACUAUUGGAUCUAAUGUUGAAGAAGUUGUUUGGAAAAAUAUUCAUUUCAUAAUGUGGGAUUUGGGUGGACAACAAAGCCUGAGAGCCGCAUGGUCCACGUAUUAUACUAAUACUGAGUUUAUUAUUAUGGUUAUAGAUAGUACAGAUAGAGAAAGACUUGGUGUAAUAAGAGAAGAAUUAUACUCAAUGCUAAAUCAUGAAGAAUUAAGUAAAGCCAAUGUCUUAGUUUAUGCUAACAAACAAGAUUUAAAAGGUAGUAUGACAGCAGCUGAAAUUUCUAGACAACUAGAUUUAACUUCUAUUAAAAAACAUCAGUGGCAUAUACAAAGCUGCUGUGCCCUUACAGGAGAAGGACUUUAUCAAGGUCUUGAAUGGAUUGUUGGUCGUUUAAAAAAGACAUGACGUACAUUAUGAGGAUUGAUUUUGAAUGUAAUAAGAUAUCUAAAUUGUAAAAUACAUGUUCAAUGUAAGUUACUGUGCCACUCUAACGAUUGUACAAAUGAUAUAAGAAUGAAUGAUCAUUUUUCAAAUGGUACACUAGCUCCAUAACUUAAAGUGUAACUGCAUAUACUGAUUCAUUAUUGCUGCAGACACUUAAUGUAUCAAGUGGUGGACGGGUAAAUUUUGUCUUAUCUAUUAAUGUGAUAUAAAAUAUAAUGGCAAAUGAUUAUGAUAUAAAAUUAAAAUAAUGUUUUAACUAUUCUCUGUGUAAAAUAUAUUUAAAACAUCAUGUUAUAAGAAAAUGGAAAAAUUUAGAAUAUCCAGAGUCUUUUAUAGAAAAUAUUGUUGCAUUAAGAAAAGUAUCUAUAGCAAAAAAUUUUUUUAUCUGUGUAUAAGAAGAUAUAUAUUGUAAACACUUUACAGCAGGACUGCCAAAUGUAAUGUAUGGUCUACAAACACAUCUGAUUAUUUAUUGCUAUAUUAAAUGCUAUAUUAAAAUUGCAGUCUCAAUGCUACCAAAUUUUAUUUUUGAUUCAGUAACAAAUGUAAUAAAAGUUGCAUGCAUUUAAAUGUAUUUAAGUGAGAAUAUAUAAAGAAUUUAAUCUUGAUCCCGUCCACCUGUGUUUAUAUAACUAUAAAAAUAGAUUAUUUAUUUGUUCUAUUGAGUUAAUGUACGAAUAAUUAUUUGGCCUGUGCAGUUUCCAAAAAUAUACCUAUGUACAUAGUUUUUUAUACUCCACAUUAAUAGUAAAUAAUUGUAAAAAGUCAACUUCAAUUUAGCACCAAUUAAACCACAUAUUUUUUAACGUUCUGUAUAAGAAUUUAAAUAUUUCUUAUAGCUUAAUGUUACAAACAUCUUUAAGAAUUUCAAAGCAAGUUAUUCAACCAGUCUAACUAAACAUUUAGAAGCAGAAAACUGCUCUGUGAUAUGUGAGAUGGUUGUUUAUCAGGAAUAUUUAAUUUGAUUUGUAUAUGAAACAUAAAGAUUUGUUUCAUAUAAAACUCAUACAAUUGUAAAAAUAUCUAUCAUGUUUUGACGUAUUAUGAAUUAUUUUAAGUAUUAUUAAUCUUUAACCAUCCAAUUAAUAACAACUAUCUCAUUUAUUUUAUUUACUCCAUGAAUGUAGUAAACACUUGUGUAGUUCAAAAUACUCCAGUAUUUAACAAUUAAUAAAACUUAAAACACAUACAUUAGUAACAUGGAAAAGAUGAUUCUAGGAAUUGUUAAGAUCAUUAUAUAAAAGACAAAUGCCGUCUAAAGCCAGAGUGAGAUCGUACAUUUCAUAAAAAUAAACAGCAAUUUUCUCAUAUUGAGAAAUUAAGCAAUUAAUUGUCUAUACUUAUUAUUACAGAUGCACGACAUUAUAAUAUAUACUAUCGUUAACAAAGUUUUCAUUAUAUAAAAAUUUUGAAAUACAAUACAAGUUACAGAUUGCUUUAUUUUAUUAAAACUACACAAAUAAAUCAAAUAUAUGUGUCUACCUUUAAGCUUCUUCUAUGGUUAAAUUUUAAUGAAACAAAAUUUCAGAAAUUACUGGAUUCAAAAAUGCUUGUUUGAAUUCGUUAUUUGUUAAUUAACUAAUAUAGUAAGCACGAAAUGUUCGCGUAAAAGGUUGUUAAUUAACGUAAGGACUGAAAUUAAUGUAAAAUAAAUUUAUCAAACUUUCUUUUAUGAGAAGUAAACAAA
This is a messenger RNA of Frieseomelitta varia, 2568 nucleotides long. RefSeq names its product ADP-ribosylation factor-like protein 5B (gene Arl5). The record is from RefSeq and is a predicted model, not a curated record. The coding region runs from base 303 to 842 and encodes 179 amino acids. The transcript is spliced from 4 exons. NCBI's taxonomy places the organism in Eukaryota, Metazoa, Arthropoda, Insecta, Hymenoptera, Apidae. Gene Ontology annotation, biological process: intracellular protein transport; vesicle-mediated transport; protein localization to Golgi membrane. Gene Ontology annotation, molecular function: GTPase activity; GTP binding. Gene Ontology annotation, cellular component: cytoplasm; trans-Golgi network.